GCACCGAAACUUUAUUCAUACUGUGCAGACCAAGUCGACCAGCUUCUUUCGCACCCGGCGCAUGAAGAGCUUGAGCGACCUUUUGCAAACUCUGUCUACACCACCUUCACCGCAAACAUGGGACCGAAAUCAGCAAUGUUCAAGCACGUCGACUCGCAGAACGAUGCACAUGUCUGGUGUGCCAUAACGAAUGGUGGACGGUUCGACUUCAAGAAGGGUGGUCAUAUGGUUCUGUAUGAUUUGAAGUUGAUCAUUGAGUUUCCUCCUGGAUGUACCGCAAUC
Stereum hirsutum FP-91666 SS1 is the source of this 282-nucleotide messenger RNA. RefSeq lists its product as uncharacterized. NCBI's taxonomy places the organism in Eukaryota, Fungi, Basidiomycota, Agaricomycetes, Russulales, Stereaceae. The annotation marks the transcript as partial. The record is from RefSeq and is a predicted model, not a curated record. The transcript has a single exon.